UGGUGCACUGAUGUUCGCCAAAAGAAUCAGUACAGUUGUGGUAUUAGCCGGACAGCUACAUUCUGCACACGUAUCACAUCCUUGUGCAGUACAUUCGUGUAACUAUUCAAGCCGAGGUCAUGGAGAUAACGACAAGGGAACUUUUGUGGAAAGUAUCAGAACUACCCCAGCUUAAAUAUGGUGUUGUUGGUGUAUCUGGAAAGUACACAAGAAUCGCAAAAAUUGGAGUAUUAAUGAUAACUGCUGGAACGAUUGGUAGUUUAAUCAGCCCUAUUGGAAUAGCAAUUGGAGCCAUAAUUGGGGGAGGUUCGGCAGUUUACUUUACGAUGGAAAACUUAGAAUCAAUCCCUGAUGUAAUUAUGAUGAAAUUCGCAGAAAAUCAAAAGUGUGAGCUUGCUGCACAAAUCCGUGAAUGCCUCCGAUUGAUUAGAAUGCAAAGUACCGACGAUUUUGAUCUUUUGGUCGCUCAAAACCCAGGUCUUUCCGAACUUGUAGCUAAGACUGUAACUGAUUUCAUAGAAUCCCAAAAUAUGAAAGUUAUGAAUCUCACUAUAACAGAAGUCUGAUAACUAUACCCAUGAGACAAUACAUGUAACUCAAAAAUCA
Molecule: messenger RNA, 606 nt
Organism: Diprion similis
Lineage: Eukaryota; Metazoa; Arthropoda; Insecta; Hymenoptera; Diprionidae
Exons: 3
Coding region: 120-566 (148 amino acids)
Source: RefSeq, a predicted model, not a curated record